Molecule: messenger RNA, 4294 nt
Organism: Erigeron canadensis
Lineage: Eukaryota; Viridiplantae; Streptophyta; Magnoliopsida; Asterales; Asteraceae
Product: ABC transporter B family member 15-like
Exons: 7
Coding region: 31-3792 (1253 amino acids)
Biological process (GO): transmembrane transport
Cellular component (GO): membrane
Molecular function (GO): ATP hydrolysis activity; ABC-type transporter activity; ATP binding
Source: RefSeq, a predicted model, not a curated record
CCUGUUUCAUUGUAUCUUCAACUACUUCUUAUGUUUAACAUGAAUAAACAAAGAACAGAAACAAACAGGAAGGUCAGCAAUGGAUCAUUCAGCUCACUUUUUAUGCAUGCAGACCGUGCGGACAUGCUUCUCAUGGUUCUUGGACUUGUUGGUGCCAUCGGCGAAGGAAUGGGGAUGCCGGCGGUGUUAUAUAUCACCAGCAACAUCAUGAACAGCAUUGGGGACGCAUCGUCCUUAUCUAAGAAUGAUGUCUACAUUGAUCAAAUCAAUAAGAAUGCUGUAAAUCUUUGUUACGUGGCACUUGCAAAAUUUGUUGCUUGUUUUUUUGAGGGGUAUUGCUGGUCAAGAACAGCAGAGAGACAAGCAUCAAAACUGAGGUCUACAUACUUGAAAGCGGUUUUAAGGCAAGAAAUAGCUUAUUUUGACCUUAAUGUUACAAGUACAGCCGAUAUUAUAACUAGCGUUUCAAGUGAUAGUCUCAUCAUUCAAGAAGUCUUGAGUGAAAAGGUACCGACGUUUGUGAUGAACAUAACAGCUUUCAUUGGGGCUAUUGUAGUUGCAUUUAUAUUGUUAUGGAGGCUAGCAAUUGUUGGGCUUCCAUUCAUUUUACUUUUAGUUACACCUAGUCUGUUAUACAGAAAGGUUUUCAUGAGCUUAUCAAGAAAAAUCAGGGAAGAGUAUAAUAAGGUUGAUGCAGUGGCAGAGCAGGCGAUUUCUUCAGUAAGGACAGUUUAUUCUUUUGUCGGUGAAAGCAAGACCAUCAGGGACUACUCUGCUGCUCUGCAGGGAGCAGUAACACUAGGUUUAAAGCAGGGCUUGGUUAAAGGGCUUGUAAUGGGUAGUAAUGGUGUUGUGUAUGCUGUCUGGGCUUUCUUGUGUUGGUAUGGUAGCAGAUUGGUGAUGUACCACGGAGCUAGAGGCGGCACGGUGUGCGCUGUUGGAUCUGGAAUAGCCUCUGGUGGACUGUCAUUCGGGUCUGCAUUAGCUACUGUGAAGUACUUAUCAGAUGCAAUGGCUGCCAGUGAACGCAUAAGUGAAGUGAUCAAAAGAGUUCCAGCUAUUGAUUCAUACGGCAUGGAUGGGCUGAUAUUACAGGAAGUAUCUGGUGAAGUCCAAUUCAAAAAUGUGACGUUUGCAUACCCGUCAAGGCCAGAAUCGGUGGUAUUUGAUAACUUUAACUUAAAAGUUCCAGCGGGGAUGACCGUUGCGUUGGUAGGCGGGAGUGGCUUUGGUAAAUCAACAGUGAUUGCAUUGCUGCAAAGAUUUUAUGAUCCUCAAGGUGGAGAGAUCUGCGUAGAUGGAGUGAGGAUUGAUAAGCUUCAACUAAAAUGGUUAAGAUCACAAAUGGGUUUAGUGAGUCAAGAGCCUAUUCUAUUCGCGACCACCGUAAAAGAGAAUAUACUUUUUGGCAAGGAAGAUGCAACUAUGGAAGAGGUUAUUGAAGCUGCAAAAGUUUCAAAUGCUCAUAACUUCAUCUCUCAGUUACCCCAGGCUUAUGAUACCCAGGUUGGUGAAAGAGGAAUUCAAAUGUCAGGUGGGCAAAAGCAAAGAAUUUCAAUUGCCCGUGCAAUAAUUAAAUCGCCUCGCAUCCUUCUCUUGGAUGAGGCAACAAGUGCACUCGACUCAGGAUCAGAGCGUGUUGUUCAAGAAGCACUUGAUCGUGUGGCCAUUGGCCGAACCACCAUCGUCAUAGCUCACCGCCUUUCCACAAUUAGAAAUGCAGAUUUAAUAAUGGUAGUCCAGAAUGGUCAGGUUGUGGAGUCUGGCUCCCAUAAUGAACUUAUUCAACUAGAAGACGGGUGUUACACAUCACUCGUUCGCCUUCAAGAAACCAAGGAAAAUGUUGAACCCCUCAAUGUAACCCCUCCAAAACCACCGUUGAUCUCUUCAACAUUUGAUGUCCACAACACAUGCAGCCGUCGGCAGUCAAUAGUGAGUCGGUCUAGCUCUGCAACAUCAGCAAACAGCAGUGGAGGGGAAAUCGUUACCUUACAGGCAGACAAACAAUUUGCAGUGCCAUCCUUUAAGAGGCUUUUAGCAACGAACAUUUCUGAAUGGAAGCAUGCACUACUUGGGAGUGUGGGAGCAAUUCUAUGUGGUGCAGUUCAACCUGGUUUCUCUUUCUCAAUUGGAUCGAUGAUAUCAGUCUAUUUCUUGGCAGAUCAUGAUGAAAUAAAGAAGAAAACAAUGAUUUAUACACUGUGUUUCGCGGGAUUGGGAGUUUUCUCGGUUUUAAUUAACAUCAUUCAGCAUUACAACUUUGCAGCCAUGGGUGAGUACUUGACAAAGAAGGUCCGAGAAAAGAUGUUGUCGAACAUACUCACCUUUGAAAUUGGGUGGUUUGAUGGGGAAGAUAAUUCAAGUGGAGCCAUAUGUUCAAGGCUCGCUACUGAUGCCAAUUUGGUGCGAUCGUUGGUGGGUGAUCGAUGCUCUCUUCUGAUUCAAACACUCUCUGCAAUGACGGUUGCAUGCACGACGGGGUUGGUGAUCGCAUGGAGAUAUGCAUUGGUCCUAAUAGCGGUUCAGCCACUAAUAAUUAUAUGCUAUUAUUGCAGAUGCGUUCUGUUAAAGAACAUGUCACAAAAAGCCAUGAAAUCACAAGACGAAAGCAGCAAGCUCGCAGCAGAAGCUGUUUCAAAUCUACGAACUAUCAUUUCCUUUUCAUCUCAAACACGAAUACUCAAAAUGCUUAAAGAGACCCAAAAGGCGCCAAUGCGUGAAAGCAUCAGACAAGCUUGGUAUGCUGGAUUAGGGCUCGGGUUUUCUCAAAGCCUUAUGGCUUGUACUUGGGCUCUAGGCUACUGGUAUGGUGGGACACUCAUAAGUGACGGUCAUCUUGGGGCAAAAGCAUUUUUCCAGACAUACAUGAUUUUAGUAAACACAGGAAGAGUAAUCGGGGAAGCUGGAACAAUGACAAAUGAUCUGGCCAAAGGGUCUGAUGCUGUGGAGUCAGUAUUUGCAGUACUCGAUCGUGACACCUUGAUAGAUCCCGAGGAUCCUAAUGGUAAGAAGCCCGACCUUGUUACAGGUCAUGUAGAGAUAUGUGAUAUUGUGUUUGCAUACCCUGCUCGUCCUGACAUUAGGAUCUUUAACGGAUUUUCCAUCAAUAUUGAAGCUGGAAAAUCCACGGCAUUGGUUGGACAGAGUGGGUCCGGGAAAUCAACCAUAAUCGGGUUAAUCGAGCGUUUUUACGACCCCAUGAAAGGGGCUGUCAAAGUUGAUGGAAUGGAUAUAAAAUUGUACCAUUUAAGAACUUUGAGGAGAUUUAUUGCACUCGUGAGUCAAGAACCGGCGUUAUUCGCUGGUAGCAUACGUGAAAACAUCAUAUAUGGGGCUUCAGAGGAAGUUAGUGAAUCAGAGAUUGUUGAUGCUGCAAAAGCAGCUAAUGCUCAUGACUUUAUAACGGUUUUAAAAGAUGGGUUUGAUACAUGGUGUGGUGAGCGUGGGGUACAGCUCUCUGGGGGGCAAAAACAACGUAUCGCUGUAGCGCGGGCAAUACUAAAAAACCCGACAGUUUUAUUACUAGACGAAGCAACUAGUGCACUAGAUAGUCAAUCAGAGAAAUUAGUGCAAGACGCACUCGACAGAAUGAUGGUGGGGCGGACAAGUGUGGUGGUCGCACAUCGGUUAAGUACCAUACAAAGUUGUGACACCAUUGCAGUGUUGGAAAAAGGAGCAGUGGUCGAGAUUGGAAACCAUGGUUCGUUGCUAGCGAAAGAACCAACCGGAACUUACUACUCCUUGGUGAAUCUUCAAAAGUCUGAUUCUACCAAUCAUAGUAUAGACUACUAAUUAACUAGAUACAUAGGAGUGCAAUGCGGUGGAGUGGUUGUGGCCGCGGUGGUGUGGUUAUUAAUGUAAAGGGGUAGUAAAUAACUAUUAUCGGUAUAUUAGGUGGAAAUAUUUAAAUUAGUGACUAAAAAAAGGGGUAUGGGGGGGUUAUCAACAUCUUAGUUGAAAAAAAAAAGGAGUAAUUGCUUUAUAAUGUAAUUGUUGAUCAUUAACCUAAACUUUGGGUUAAAAACGACAAGCCCAAAAGUUUUGUGUCUAGUACGUAUUAUUGUAAAGUUAGGGGGGUCAAUUGUAUGUUUGUAAACCUAGUAACUGAAUUACGGUUAUUAGGACAGGAGGUGUUGUUUCAAAAGCGUUACAUCACUUCAAAGGCACCCCUUAGAAAACUAUAUAUAUGUGUUGUGUGUACACAAAAGUGUGUGUGUGUCUGUACGACCAAAGGGUAUACAUACCCGAUGGAAGUCUCGUUUGUAUGAACAACAAUUGCAAGUAUCAAUCGAAU